Chanos chanos (milkfish) is the source of this 1632-nucleotide messenger RNA. Its product is annotated as translation initiation factor IF-2. Bases 376 to 930 code for a protein of 184 amino acids. The record is from RefSeq and is a predicted model, not a curated record. Lineage: Eukaryota; Metazoa; Chordata; Actinopteri; Gonorynchiformes; Chanidae. The transcript has 5 exons.
UGUUCUUCACGGACUCUCCCCAGUCGCCGUCACCGAAUACACGCACCUGCCGGGAAUAAACGUCAAAUUGGAUGCGAAGCCGAAGUUCUCCCAGUUGGGAACGGACAAGCUGUGAACUCACGGACAUUUUAAUUUCCUUAAAGUUUUCUAUAUUACCAAGGGAGAAUCGAGGGGGAAGAGGAAAACAGUAACCAUAUUAAACCAGAACUGAUUCAAAGGACAGUCUUGGACAGUAUGUGGUGCAGCUCCUGCCGUGGAUGAGACUGAAUUCAGCAAGUAGUAUAAUAUCUGGAAACACAGACAGAAAGAUUUAGUAGUUUAUCCGGUUUGGAGCCCCUCUCUCUCUCUCUCUCUCUCUCUCUCUCACUUGAAAAAAUGAAGUAUCCCAUGCUGUUGCUCGCCCUUGUUAUUUUGGCUAGUUUGGGACUGGCUGCGUAUAUCCAGUCUAGAAGGAAACUGGAGAUGCAACUGGCGAAGCAGGCUUCUUUCCAGGAUAUUAAGUACCGUGUUACUAGAGAUGUACUUGGUGAAUACCACGACCAGGUAGUAAGAACGAACAGCCUGGCAGACAAGACCAAGGCUCAGGUGGAGGAGUUGAACGCCCAGGUCGCUGAGGUGCAGGAGAAAGCAGACAAGAAGAAAGAGGAGAUGGACGCCUGCAACGGAGAGAAGAAACGUAUCACAGACGAAAUGGCCGCUUCAGAAACAGAGAAGACAAAUGCCCAGAAGGAGUUUGAGAAGGAGAAGGCGCGUUGGACAGAGGAAAUGGCCAAGCUGAAACAGGAAAAGGAACAACGCAGUAAAGUGUGUGAUUACAUUAAGAAGGAUUCCAGCGAGGGCAGGACGUUGUGUGGCGACCCUCCCGUACAGGCAGAGAAGCCUGAGGAGAAGAAAGCCGAGAGCAAAAAAGAGGAACAACCCAAAAGAUAAAGCGCACCCUGUCACCAUCACCCAUCGACACACAGGUACAAAGAGGAAGAGGAAAAAAGAAGACUUUUUUUUAUCCAGACUCAUGGAUAUGACGGUGUUUCUUUUGAAGUGUGUACAUCUUUUGUUUGUUUUGGUUUUUUGUUUUUUUUUAAUCAUUUCUUUCUCUCCGUCUGUCAUUCUAACAUUUGUCACACCUCACUCAAGAUGUUUGGUUUGUUUGUUUGUUUGUUUGUGUUUGUGUUUGGUUAGGGGUCACUAGGUUUAGGGUUUGAUGUCAGGGUACCCUUUAAUCUUGAUGUAUGUCUUUGUGCUGUGUUGCACAUUGGAGAUUUGAUCUAAACACGUGUGUAUGUGUUGAAUUUUAGGCCGAUACAUUGUUACUGUGUGUGUGUGUGUGUGUGUGUGUGGGGGGGGGGGGUUAUGACCUCCCUCAGGGUCUGUGUGUGUCCGUGGCUCUCUCUCAUGCGUACGUGCUCGUUCAUAUCGACCAAUCGAAAAGCCCUGACACAGUCCCUGUCACUCCUUAUCAUCCUCAUCACAGUGAUGGGGUGACGGUCAUUUAUGUUACCAUGAUGACCAAUCAGAGGCCUUCGCUAGAACGCAAACAGUUGGUUAUUUUUUGUUUUUUAUUUUGGGAACAGUUAGCCCCAUCUGAAGUGCUCAGACUUGUUCAGAAUGAAGUUUUGAACAAAUAAUAAAUAA